GUGCAACGUGUGUGUCGCCCUCUUCCGACUGCAGUGCCUCCUGGUGUCGGACGAGAGACCAGCUGGUGCUGGUCCAAUUGGCCACAGGGCCGUCAGAGGAGGAGCUGGUGCGAAGGCACUUGCCAGAGCAAAGGCUGGUGUGAGGAGGCCCGCAAGUGCUGCGGAGGAGACACCGGGAGUCGAAGGAGACUCCGAGAUUUUUCAACGCGGAGAGGCAGUAGAGGCCUAUAAACUGCCGUUGGAAACAUGGAAGACUGGGACGCAUAUCGCCAUCACGAAGGGCAUUUACUGGGAGGAGGAGGUUCAGGUAGCGGGCCGAGUAGAAGGGCUAGCUACAAAGAAGGACCAGGUCACCUUGAGUUUCAGACUGGAAGGUACCAAGAACGAGAGCUUGGUGAAGUGGUCUGGAAGCCAUCCUGGAGUAGCCUUGGAGGUGGACAUCUGCCAACCGGGUUGCAGUCUGACUUCAAAAGACGGGCUGCUUCAUUGCCAGGUGGUGCAGAAGGUGCUGGAUUCUACAAGGGCAGCUUGGAUGAACAAUCUGGUGGCUGCAGAAACUCCGAUGGGAGCCGAGGACGAGUUGCGGAGGCUCCGGUUGCGAGAAAAAGAGCUUGCCAAGCGGAAGAGGACAGAGGACGACAAAGGAGUUGGGGAGCCUCAAGAGGACACCUUGUCCGGUGCGGAGGAGAAUCAGGAGAAGAGCAAGGCGCCUUACAAAGAGGAGAAGCAAGAAGGAGUCAACGGGCUCGUCAGGGAGCUCGUCGGUGACAUCAGAUACCGGCAGCUCCGAGGCCGACGGCGCUCGGCUAUUCGGAGAAGAAGUUCGAGUAAAAAAGAUAUGGAGGAAGAGCCCGCGGGGGCGUUGACGUUGAAUACAUUGGAGCAGAUGCAGCUGGCGGUGGUCACCACGUCCGGCCAGAUGUGGGACCUGGUGGCAGCUGCGUGCGACGUGGUGACCCAGAGGCUCAAAGGUCUGGAACAGAUCUCAGCUGGAGGACACUACAGCAUCGCCCAGAGGCAGGAGUUGGUGCCGCUGGACUUCCAUCAGAUGACAACAGCAACAGAAGCACUGGAGGCCAGCAGGAUUCAGCGCGAGGAGUUGAAGGCAAAGAGCCUUUCAAGCCGUCUUAUGGGGCGGAAUGGAGGGGAGUCUGCUGGCUCCGGUAUGCGUGAAGGGGAGCUGGUUGGCUCCGGAGGCGAUGGUUGGGAGUUGGAAGACUCCGGAGAGGCACAGCAAUGGAGUGUGAAGUUUUUCCUUUACCUGAAAACCUUACGGUUCUUUCUUCACAGGUUAAUCAUGAACUUGGUGCCCGUCAACAAAUUGUGUCGCAACCUGGGUGGUGAUAUCUCUACACCUCCGUCAUGGGCUGGUAUGACACCGUACCUGCUGGCGGACGAGCAGGAGUUAGUGAUGUCCUCGGAAGACAUUAGAUGCUUUUUCUAUUUGUUUGAGGACAAGCCUUUCACAGUGGCACAGUGGGUCUACAGGAUCUACUUGGACAACUUUGACGCGCUUGAGCAAAUGGAUCCCUUGAUGGCUGCGAGGGUGCGUGGGGAGGUGUCGGUUGAAGUGUUGGCCCUCCGGGGAGUUGGUUGGGAGUUCUACAGGGUGAUAACCUUGGACUCCGUGGCGCAGUUUCACUAUUCUGAAAGGUGGAUCUCUUCACGGAGGGCCACGUCGGUCAGCGACUCCAGCAGCGAGAUCAUCGGCAACUCCCUUGCUCCAGGCCUCAACGCACUUACCGUGCAAGGCAAAGUGACUCUUCAUCGCUUGCACAUCGGCAGCAAGAUCAGCUUGAUUUCAAAGCAGAUGAUCCGAUACGAGGCCAACGAUUGUCGGUUCGUUCGUUUGGCACGGAAGGCAGAAAGGCCGCGAGCGGAGCCAGGAAAUCGCCCUGCAGGACUGUGGCAAUGUCAAAGUUGGGAGUUAGAAAGGUGGAAGCAAGAUGACCACCGAUACCCUCCUUAUGUCUACCGCGACAAGCAUUGCCUCGUCAACAGUGUGGGAGACAGGCGUCUCCCUAACAUUGCGGGGAAGGAAGCAGCAAUGGGGUUCCCAGUCGGGUAUACAGCUCCUUGCCUUCCAAAAAGCGAACAAAAGGAAACUGACUAUAGUGAUGUACGCCAUACUCUCAUUGGCAACUCAUGGCAUGUGCCCGUUGUUGCUUGGUUGCUGAAGGAGUUGUUUGCACCACUGGGGCUUACAAAGCUGCGUGCAGUACACGAUGUGGUGUUGGGAUCCUCCCCGGGCGCCGACCAGACCCUGCAGGGAUACCUCCGACGGUUGCCCUUGCGCCCUGUGCGCAACAAGGAAGCGGAGGCUCCGGAAUGCCAGCUUGGCAAGAAACUCAUCAACUUUGUGGCAGUCAAGGGCGAAGAUCUGCUCCUCCAGGUUACGAAGUUCGGUUCCAAGCCGUUGGUGGCGAUGGAGAACCAUUUGGUGGUAAACGCCGAGGGGGUCAGGGGGACGUGGAAAGAGACGUG
Cladocopium goreaui is the source of this 2484-nucleotide messenger RNA. The record is from the annotation of a GenBank genome assembly. Lineage: Eukaryota; Dinophyceae; Suessiales; Symbiodiniaceae.